GUUUUUCAUCACAUUUCUUGUUACAUAAGCGAUUUUUUAUUUUCUACGUUAGGUACUUUGUCGCUCUUUUUACGUGAAUCAAUCAAAAGCUAAAAACUACUUACCAACUUUUUUCAAACGCGUUUUUUUCCUUUUCGGUUUUACGUUAAUAAGAGAUCCUACUCGAUCGAUUCAUUUUGUAUACGAUUCAGUUUUUCGUUAGAAGGUAGGAAUAAGUGAUUGUUAAUAGGAAGCACACGCUUCCUAUAGCAGCGAAGAAGGUGGUGGAAAAUAGGAAGAAUUAUGUCUGAGAGUGAUGUAACGGCGAUGAAGGACACGCUUCGAGCGCAGCAGCAGCUAUUGCAGAAGCUGUAUGCUGAAUUGGAUGAGGAAAGGGAAGCGUCCGCGACUGCGGCGAGUGAAGCGAUGGAUAUGAUAUUAAGAUUGCAAGGCGAAAAGGCUGCGGUGAAGAUGGAGGCGAGUCAUUAUAAGAGAAUGUCGGAGGAGAAGAUAGGCCACGCGGAGGCGACGUUGGAGGUUUUCGAGGAGUUGAUGUAUCAGAAGGAAAUGGAGAUUGCUUCUCUUGAGUUUCAGGUUUUGGCUUAUAAGCAUAAGCUUUUGACAUUAGGUGCUGAUUUUAAUGCGAGUGAGUUUGAAUUUCCGGAAGAUCUUUUGUUGAAUCGAAAUGAUCCAGAAAAUGGUCAGAGUAGUGCUAUAAGAAGGCUUAGUUCGUUGCCACCGAUUCCGUCUAAGAAUAAUUUGCGAGCUAACCGAAAGAGAGAUCGAUCGCCAACUCCACUUCCUGUUUCAGAUAUGAUUCCUAAUACAGUUGAAGGCAAGGAGCAAGAAGUCAUUAUUUCGCCGAAAAUGGAUUUGCCAACGAGAAAACCUAUGGACUUCACAUUUGGAACACUUGAUUCGUAUUGGGAUCAAAUCCAAAGGUUAGAUGAGAAAGUGAAUGGGAUAUCGGAUUGUAAGGAAUCGGGAGUUGAAAAGCUUUCGAACCUGAGGAGUAGAAGAGGGAGAUCGUGUUCGAUAUUCUCUCAUGCUAGCAACAAAUAUAGAGUACCUAUUACUAAUGCAGAUAAGGAAAACCACGCUGAACAUGACGCAGAUUCGGUUGCUAGUCCUUCUUAUUCGGUUAACGUGCACGAUGUGUUUGAAGUUCCGCAAACGAGUGAAAAGCAGGAAGAGAUUGAACAUGGGAAAAGAAGACUUGAGAAAUGGAUUUCAGAAGUAGAUUGCAGAUUGAUAAAACCAGACUCUGUGUCCGAGGAAAUCAUUGAAUCGCAUGUUAAACACGAUAUGGAGAAGCUAAAGAGUAUGAUGCUUAGCUCGCGUCAUGAAAUUAAAAAAUCAAAUCAUAAAGAUAUGAAGGAUGUCGUUGAUUCCAAUGCUGAAGCCGAGUUUCAAAAGUUGCAUCAGAGAAUCGAUAGGCUCGAGAAGGAGAGAGUUAGUACAAGGCAAGAAGAGAUUAGGCUUGAUGGCUACGGAGAAGAGCAUUUGAGAUUGUUGAAGGAUAUUCAGAAUCAACUCAAUUCGAUACAGUUAGAGAUGAGAAAAUGUAAUAAAACCGAAAAAGCCCCGCCUAAGAAGAAGGAAGAUGUUUCUUUAGGACCUCUUCUUCCCGAGGCAAUGCUGUACUUUUGGAUGUGAUCGAAUUCUAAAGAAUGACCAUCUCAGAUUCUCAAACAACUGAUCAACUCCGAGCAUUAUUCGGUGUACAUAUUAUACUUUGUUCACAAAAGGGAUUUCGUUUGGUAUAGGCAGGUAAAAUAGAUCGUAUGAACUGAAUGUUAGUUACUGAAGAGUGUAUACGGUUUCAUAUAGUUGCGUAUUUUACAAUAGUCACUAUACUGACAGGUGAUUUGAGUUCUUUUUGUGUGAUUCGAUGUAGUGGAUUGAAAAUGUCAUGCAAAAUUGACAAUGUAUUUUUACAGAAGUUAUCGUAUGUAUAUGUGUUGAUACCUAAUUCAGUUAUCAUCGAUAUUAAAGAAUUAAAUUAUCUUCUUU
Vicia villosa (hairy vetch) is the source of this 1992-nucleotide messenger RNA. RefSeq names its product myosin-binding protein 7-like. The record is from RefSeq and is a predicted model, not a curated record. NCBI's taxonomy places the organism in Eukaryota, Viridiplantae, Streptophyta, Magnoliopsida, Fabales, Fabaceae. Bases 283 to 1635 code for a protein of 450 amino acids. The transcript is spliced from 3 exons.